AAUUUAUUAUAAAUUCGAGUUGACUAAUGUAUUUAAUAAUUUACUGUUAGAAUGAAAGGAGCUGUUCUUCCGCUAUUACUUUUAAUAUGUGUGCUUUUCGUCCAAGCGAAUAAGCUAACAGAUCACCAAAAACUGAAGAAGCUGACCUCGAAUCUGGUAAAUGCCAUUGCAGAAGCCAAUACUGGUAAGAAGUACGGAUCCAAAUGGGUGCCGCCCCUGGGAAAGGCUCUCGAGGAGGUGCACAAGAUAUCAUCUCGGCGCUGCUUUAUGCUACAAUAUCUGGUUGAAAAGGUAGUAGGACUCUGCCCAAUUCAGCCCGUCUAUAAACCCGCCUGUUAUCCGAACUGCGCACCAAACCCAGAAGCUAAGGUACCCCCACCCGGAAUUGUCAGCCCUGGGUUCAUUAACGCGUAUCCCGAUGGGUCCUACUUUCCCUGGUGCUACCCGCCUGGCUGUCCCAGCCUUUGCAAUCCACCGUACUGCUAUCCCUGUGUAGCUCCAUUCUGCAAUCCUCAGUGUCUGCCACCGAGAUGCAACCCGCCCUGCAAGCCUCCCUACUGCUCUUUGCCACCCAAUUGUUGGCAUCCCAACUGCCCACAGAAAUGUGAAGCUCCCCACUGCAUUCCCGGCAACGUGGAAGACACGUCUACCUGCGUGCCACCGUACUGCCCGCCGCCCAUCGACUGCCAACCUCCGUACUGCCCGACGCUCUUUAAGCCUACGUCCAGAACUGUCAACAUGGGUCAAUGCCCAAUGAGAGAUCUUGCCAGCGGUGUUAUGGGUCAGUUUGGUUAGUUGCCGAGCGACUCAAUGUCUUUCUUAUUCAACAUGUUUGUACUUUUGACGAACUAAUAAAGAGGAGAGUGCACUUCACCAAACUUUGAACUGGCAAGCUGUUUAAAUGAAUAAAAAAAACAUAAAUUAUAGACUCGCAUAAAUUAUAGAUUGCACGGCAGCAUUAUGCCGCUUAUUAUAAGAGAGGCUUCAUUGAGUUGGAAACGAUUCAAAAUAAACGCCUAUGUACGUUUUUCGCACAAAAUGUUUCCGAAAAUUACUUUUAAAAAACAUUUACGAUUUUGUGCAUGGCACAAUGCGGAUAAGGUUAUUUUUUCUAGCCAAGGGCUCUUGAUAUUAGUUUCCCCAUUAGGUACAGUCCUGAUUAUUCCUUUGCCAACCGAAGGUCCACUCGGGAAACCCACAGAAUUGUGUGGCCCCUUUCUUUCACAGCCAGCUCAGCGAACCAGUCCUGAUAUGAGGAUAAAGGUAAGGAAAUCAUCUUGCCACCCGGUUAAAAACUCAAUUUAUGAGUAACUAACUUUAACCAAAGUAAUUUAAGAAUAUUUUAAGAACUUCGCAAAUAAAUUAUUUCAUUAUCGGUGUUUACCGUCAAGAAAUAAAAAACGAAUAUAACUCGCAUGUACCCAAUAAUAAUUGUACUAUAUAUUAUUGAUCGCUGACGUCGUAAGGAUCAAAAUAAAAAUUGGAAAUAAGUACCAAAAACUUGCAUGUACCCAAUAAAGCUAAUUUUGUAUCUUUUGAAAAAUGCCUCUGCUAUUCAUAGACCCUUAUUGUAAAGUACACCUUUUAUUUGUUUCUGCAUACUUUUAACCAAAUUAUCAAAAAUUUCCUUUUGUUUAGUUUUUACUUUUGCUGGAUUCGCAACCAAGAACUACUACGAAAUAUCCUUGCAGUCAUCACAAGUGUCGAGCAAAAUGCAUAAAGAAUUAGCAACCUCGAUGCUAAGACGAUUUUUCUAUAAAUGUUCUUUUUUUUUUUCCUAUGACAGCUAUAGGUAUAAUAGCGUAAUCCGAUUUCAAUGAAAUUUAACUCGAAAUUCAAAAGUCCUAAGAGUUCCAAUAAACAACGGCGUAAUAGUUCACUAAUAAUCACUAGCAUUUCCCAUUUUUUUUUGGGCUGGUUAACAUUUAAUAGUUGCAAACAUUUACUCUUUUCUGCACGCCACUGUAAACAUGUUGUUGAUCACGAUCAUCGGACGAAUGGUCAAAGGCUCGGAAACUACAUGUAUGUCAACGAUAAGGAAUCUUAAAUUUUUUUUCAUUUUCCGUGUCUUUUUUACUAAGGACUUUUGUCACAUCUUUGUCUGCAAUCGGCUUUAAAACAAUGACAUAAGUCAAGACCUAGUUAAGAAUACAUAUGUCUUGUAAAACGAUAAUGUCGUAAUAUUCAUUGAUAGUCGCUUGGAGGACUUGAUUAGUAAUGCAAGUUGAAAUUUUCCUAUAUUUUUUUUAAUGGUUGCAAGAAAGAUACACAAAACCCAAUAUUCGCUCCGCUUUUAAUCGACCUUAGCAUUAUGAGUUACCAUGGCUUUUGUCAAUUUUCCGUAUCCAAGCGGAUUAGAAACUACCACAAAGAUUAAGAUUAUGGGUACAUUUAUAAAAUGAAAUCUUUUUAUACCCGUUACUCGUGGAGCAAAAGUAUACUGUAUUUGUUGAAAAGAAACAGGUCUAUGAGAAGUACCAUAAAGUAUAUAAAUAUUAGUUAUUAUUAUAUUAUUAAUAUAUUCUUCAUCAGGCUCAUUAUCCGUCCGAAUGAAAGUAGAAAUAUGGGGAACUAUAAGAGCUAGAAUAUUGGGAAUAAAACUGUAGGUACUUGUUAUUGGUACGCAGCACGCCGCGGGCGCCAAAUCUAAGGGGCGCAACAAUCUGUCGCGUUCAUAAGGCAGAGAGGUAGGGGGCGCAAAUUUUCCGCUUUGCCCCGGGCGCCAGUAACCCUAGAUCCGCCACUGAACAACAUGGACGAUAUAUUUGGAUUCUUCAUUUAAAUACGCAACGAAAGGUUUUUUUUUUUUGCCACGUUCACUUUUACGCCCACAACUCUUGGGCGCAUUUUUAACGUCAACAGAAUUAAGAAAAAGCUAAUUCAAUAUAGAACUGCCAUAUGAAAGAUCGGAAAAAUCUAUAUAAAAUUAAUGGAACAAAAUGUUGGUUAGCCUUUCAGCAUUUAGUUCGACAUUUGUGAUGAUUUCAAGGGUAUUAAGCUUCAACUCGCCAAAGCUAGCUCCUUUCUUGUCCCUAAUACAAUUUAUAUUUUAAUCCUUCAGAACAAGGGUACAAUAUCCACACAAAAACUAAAUGUAUAUUUAAUUCGCCGUUUUUUCCGACAAUAUGGUCCUAUCCGUUUUGUUGUAGCUUCGGGUUAACGAUAACGUUGUCAUGGUUAUUAAAGUGCACCGAAUUAGUUACAAAAACUGAUGGAUUCAACUGAAUUCAAUGCUUGGCUUGGCCGAUGCCGAACUGCAAACUAGUUCAGCAUUUUGUGCGCACUGGGCUGCACCCGUCCCAUUCCAGGGGAACCGAAAGGCGGGACAGAUCGGGCAGUUACGGCACGAAUUUCAGACCCACACUUGACCAAAUUCCGCAGUUAUUGUCGUCGGCGCCUCCAAAACUUAUUGGCGACUCGUUGCUCGCAAUCAGUGGAGCGUUACACAAGUCAAGUCGGCCGCAAUGAGGUCCAACCCAGCAAAAAACCACAGACGAUGUCUGGCCACAAAGAGCAUAGCAAAAUAAUACAAGUAUGGAGAAGCCGAGAAGAAAAACUUGAACGCUCGGCUGCAUUUGCCUGACUUGAUGUAAUUUGGCGUCAUUGCUCCAACGCUGGCCUCUUCUCCCGCCAAUCGACUGGCUUUUUUUUGUUUAAAUUAAAUAGUGCACAGGGCUACCCAUUA
This is a messenger RNA of Drosophila ficusphila, 3685 nucleotides long. Its product is annotated as keratin-associated protein 9-1-like. Bases 52 to 795 code for a protein of 247 amino acids. Lineage: Eukaryota; Metazoa; Arthropoda; Insecta; Diptera; Drosophilidae. The record is from RefSeq and is a predicted model, not a curated record. The transcript has 2 exons.